Ceratina calcarata is the source of this 1928-nucleotide messenger RNA. RefSeq names its product Nfs1 cysteine desulfurase (gene Nfs1). NCBI's taxonomy places the organism in Eukaryota, Metazoa, Arthropoda, Insecta, Hymenoptera, Apidae. The record is from RefSeq and is a predicted model, not a curated record. The transcript has 10 exons. Gene Ontology annotation, cellular component: cytosol; nucleus; mitochondrion. The coding region runs from base 429 to 1781 and encodes 450 amino acids. Gene Ontology annotation, biological process: [2Fe-2S] cluster assembly. Gene Ontology annotation, molecular function: cysteine desulfurase activity; pyridoxal phosphate binding.
ACGAACAAUAAAUAAUUAAAUUAAAGAUAACAAAUAUUCUUGAAUUUUAAAUGUGUAAGUAUUCCAUAUCUUUGGGAUGGUGUCAAAUGGGGUGUAACAAAGUAUGUUAUAAUGUGCUACCCGUGCUACCUAUACUUACAUGUACAGACAACAUUGCGAAUAGAAUGUUGCAUCAUUUUAUGUAGUAGUUGCUGGUGUAGUGAUAUAAAAGCCUUAAACGUAUAAAUAAGUAAAUGAACAAUUUUCGAAUCUCUAGAAACGUGUAAAUUCGAUAAAUAUCAUUCAUACAGACAAUAUCAAAAGUAUCUGCAGGGUACAUAGUUAAAAACAACGUUACAACUUGAGUAGUGGUAGCGGUUAGGUUGUAACAUGCCCUGUUCAGGAAAUUGUGAGGAUUUUAUGUAAAAAGUGUUUUUAUAAAAACGAACAUGUUUCGACCGGCAAGAAGCUUUUUGUCUACAUUGAAUCGCGUCAAGGAAUGUCGUGUAGUGCACACCGGUAGUCAGAAUUUAUCCGAAAUCACAGAAUAUGAAUCUGUCAUCUCGGAUGAAUAUAAAAAAGGUCCUGUAGAAGGCAGAGCUAUUUAUUUGGAUGCCCAAUCAACUACUCCAAUGGAUCCACGAGUGCUAGAUAAAAUGAUGCCCUACCUAACAACUUAUUAUGGAAAUCCACAUUCCAGAACUCAUAUGUAUGGAUGGGAAACAGAAGCAGCUGUUGAAGAUGCUCGUAAACAAGUAGCAAAUUUGAUAGGUGCAGAUAAGAAGGAAAUCAUAUUUACAUCUGGUGCGACAGAAUGUAAUAACAUAGCUGUGAAAGGUGUUGCAAGGUUCUACAAGGGGAAAAAGAAUCAUAUUGUGACAACUCAGAUAGAGCAUAAAUGUGUAUUAGAUUCCUGUAGAGCCUUACAGUCAGAAGGGUUUGAAGUAACAUAUAUUCCAGUAAAUCCAAAUGGCCUUAUCGAUCUUAAUCAAUUAGAGGAUGCAAUUAAACCAACUACUUCUUUAGUUUCUAUCAUGAUGGUAAAUAAUGAGAUUGGUGUCAAGCAACCAAUUGCUGAAAUUGGUGCCAUUUGUAGGAAGAAGAAAGUAUUUUUCCACACAGAUGCAGCUCAAGCAAUUGGCAAAAUUCCAAUAGAUGUCAACGCUAUGAAUAUUGAUCUGAUGUCUAUUAGUGGUCACAAAAUAUAUGGUCCUAAAGGAAUCGGAGCAUUAUACGUAAGGAGAAGACCAAGAGUACGUUUAGAAGCGAUCCAAAGCGGUGGUGGUCAAGAAAGAGGUAUGAGGAGCGGUACUGUGCCGGCACCUUUAGCAGUUGGCUUAGGAGCAGCUUGUGAUUUAGCACAAGUAGAAAUGGAGUACGAUCAUAGGUAUAUCACAAUGCUGUCGAAUCGUUUGAUCGAAAAAAUAAUGACAGAUCUGCCGCAUGUUAUACGAAAUGGAGAUGAAGUAGCUUGGUAUCCUGGAUGUGUGAAUUUGUCCUUUGCGUAUGUAGAAGGGGAAUCUUUAUUAAUGGCUUUAAAGAAUAUUGCUUUGAGCAGCGGCUCCGCGUGUACUAGUGCAAGUUUGGAACCCAGUUAUGUUUUACGAGCUAUUGGAGCAUCAGAGGAUCUAGCACAUUCCAGUAUUAGGUUCGGGAUUGGUCGUUUUACAACGCUCAAGGAAAUUGAUUUUACCGCCGAAAAUACGAUACGACAUGUUAAAAGACUUCGAGAAAUGAGUCCACUGUGGGAAAUGGUUGAAGAGGGCAUUGACCUGAAAACCAUCAAAUGGACUCAGCACUAAUGACUAUGGUACAACACCCUUAACGAUCUAAUUAUAUAGAGUCUGGACAAAAGUGAAUUGUACAAUAAGGAUGACUGUAAGUCACAUGAAGAGCGUCUCGUUAAGCAAAAUACUUUUCAGCGUGUAAUAAAUGUUUAUUUAAAAUCG